Molecule: messenger RNA, 1325 nt
Organism: Pseudonaja textilis
Lineage: Eukaryota; Metazoa; Chordata; Lepidosauria; Squamata; Elapidae
Source: RefSeq, a predicted model, not a curated record
UCUGGUUUGUUUCUGUUCUCUAAGCUCAGUAAAACGAAGAUACACAAUCAGAAAAGAAAGCAGAAUCAGUUUAUUGAGUUGGAAAUGACUUAUUUUAUUCUGUCAAUGGAGUCUUUUAUUUUUCUAUUUUCGUGUGAUUUAAGUUCAUAGUUUUGUUGGUCAUCUAGGACUGAAAUCAAAUAAGUAGAAGAGGAAGACUAUUUAAGGGCAAAACAAAGAACUGGGAGAAGAAACUGGAUUAUUUUUCAAUGUGUCUUUCACAAAAGAUGGAAGUGAAAAGGGCAGGAUAACCACAGGUUAACGCAAACACCGCAAGGCCAAUUUUCUUUCAAUGCUACUAUGGCCAAUGAGGAAGAUGACCCUAUUAUACAAGAGAUUGACGUCUACCUGGCCAAAAGUCUUUCGGAAAAACUGUAUCUAUUCCAGUAUCCUAUUCGUCCAGCUUCGAUGACCUACAAUGAAGUUACUCAUCUCACGGCGAAGAUCAAACCAAAGCAACAAAAGGUUGAACUGGAAAUGGCCAUUGAUACGUCAAACUCCAACUACUGUCGUAGCAAAGGGGAACAAAUUGCUCUCAACGUAGACGGCACAUGUACGGACGAGACCAACACUUAUUCUUCGAAGUUGAUGGACAAGCAAACAUUCUGCUCCUCGCAAACCACCAGCAACAUUUCACGAUACGCUGCUGCUAUCUACAAAAGAGGGGAACUUCACCUGACUCCCUUGCAUGGGAUCCUGCAAAUGCGGCCAAGUUUUGCCUACCUGGACAAAGCAGAUGCGAAAUACCGAGAACGUGAAGCUGCUAACGAGCAUGGGGAUUCUUCCCAGGAUGAGGUUGAGGAAGACGUGAAGCAAAUCACGGUGAGGUUCUCCAGGCCUGAGUCGGAGCAGGCCCGCCAACGGCGAGUUCAAUCUUACGAAUUCCUGCAGAAAAGACAAGCAGAAGAGCAUUGGGUUCACCUCCAUUAUUACGGUUUGAAGGACAGCCGUUCCGAGCACGAGCGCCAGUAUUUAUUCAGCCAAGGUCACAGCAUGGCUGGGAACACGGAAUUAAUUAAAUCGCCAAGUGAAUAUUUGAUGAUGCUGGUUCCACCUAGCGUAGAAGAAGAAAAGGAAAAACCAGUAGCGCCAAGCAAUGUGCUGCCUAUGGCUCAGUUGCGAACGCUCCCUUUGGCCGACCAGAUUAAAAUUCUGAUGAAAAAUGUGAAAGUCAUCGCCUUUGCUAGUUUAAUGAGCCUCCUGGCCUCUGGGACGGAUCCGACUGCAGUUUUGCGAAGCAUCCAGCAGGUGGCGCUGCUGGUCCAAGGGAACUGGGUGGUGAAAAG